GGGCAAAAUUCAGUUGAAUUUUGGGCAUCGAUUUUGUUUUCUAUCCUCCCUUUUGAGGCCCCAGAGGACUGUGUUUUGAGACCCCGGCUGCUGACUGAGCUGUGAGCUGUGAGCUGUGGCAGGAAGUGAUCUGACGGGGAGGCGCAGGCUUUCCUCCAACAAGGAGACCACCCCUGGGGUGGAGUUUGCCUGCACUGGGUGGGGUCUACGCAGAGGGCUGUGGCUGGCUUUGUGCUGAUCUGCUGUGCAAGAAAUUGUUGCACUCCCCUCACUCCAUCUCUGCUUGUCUCCUCCUCGCUCCUACUUCCUCCUCAGUGACGUUCUGCAGUCCAUGUGGUCAGGAAUACCAGGCACGAGGCUAUUCCAGCUGAGGUCUGUUUACUUCUGAAGAAUGGGAGUGCUGGAGUUUGUGAAAUCGCAGUUCCUCUGUCAUCUCCUUAUCUGCUAUGUGUUCCUUGUCAGUGGCCUCAUCAUCAACUUCAUUCAGCUAUUAACCCUGUUAAUCUGGCCAUUCAACAAGCAGUUCUACAGGAGGCUGAACUGCAGGCUGGGAUACUGCAUAGCGAGCCAGAUGGUGGCCCUGCUUGAGUGGUGGUCGGGUACUGAGUGCAGGCUCUACACUGAUCUGGAAAGCUAUAAACUCUAUGGCAAAGAAAACGCCAUUGUCAUCCUUAAUCACAACUUUGAGAUUGACUUCCUCUGUGGUUGGACCUUUUGUGAAAGAUUUGGAGUCCUAGGGAGCUCCAAGGUCCUGGCUAAAAAAGAACUGUCUUAUGUACCUCUCAUUGGCUGGAUGUGGUACUUCCUUGAGAUUGUCUUCUGCAAGCGGAAGUGGGAUGAGGAUCGAACGAUGGUGGCGAAGAGCUUACAAAACCUCCGAGACUAUCCCGUGAACUACUGGUUUCUAUUACACUGCGAAGGGACACGUUUCACAGAGAAGAAGCAUCAGAUCAGCAUGCAGGUGGCAGAAGCUAAGGGGCUGCCCAAGCUCAAAUACCAUCUCCUGCCCAGAACAAAAGGCUUUUGUGUCACUGUGCAGAACCUGCGCAAUUCUGUUGCUGCUGUGUACGAUUCUACACUUAAUUUCAGAAACAAUGAAAACCCAACUCUACUGGGACUUCUCAAUGGGAAAAAGUAUCAUGCAGAUUUAUAUGUGAGGCGGAUUCCUUUAGAAAACAUUCCUGAGGAUGAGGUAGAGUGUUCUAACUGGCUCCACAAACUGUACCAGGAAAAGGAUGCUUUUCAGGAGGAGUACUAUAAAACUGGGCGUUUCCCAGGCCAGGCAGUCAGCCCGCCACGGCGUCCCUGGGCUCUCCUCAACUUUCUCUUCUGGGCAGCUCUCCUGCUGUACCCCCUCGGCCAUCUGUUGGUCAGCGUGAUCAGCACCGGCUCCUCCAUGACGCUCUUCAGCUUCAUCGCCCUCUGUGUGGCAGCAAACUGUCAGUCAGGUACUCCUUCUGUUGGAGUUCGGUGGAUGAUUGGAGUCACAGAGAUAGACAAGGGAUCCAGCUAUGGGAAUAAAGAUUUACAACGAAAAACCAACUGAAACAUUCAGAAGCCAUGUCAAACCAAAGGCGACACACAUAGCUUUGUAUUAUAACAGGAUAAAAUGCUGAUAUAUGCAAUGAACACUAUUAACACUGGUACUAUAAAAAUAUGGAAGACGCCUACAGGGCACACUACCUGCUGUACAGAAGAGUUCAUGAGCUUUCAAAAGUUAGGAAAAACUAGUGGUGCAGCUUAAUUCAUUAUCACAGACUGAAGGACAGCUUAAGUCACUUAUUGUAUAUGUGCCUUGAUAGCACAUGCAUUCAUUUUUAUGGAUACAUAUAGAUGCCUUACAAUUACACGUGAUGUAGCUACAAGUGUUCAGAUGCGGUGCUAAUAAGACCAUUAUGAAUUUUUAUUCCGGUUCACCAUGUACUGCCUAGACCCUUAUAAGCUGCUGUGGUUCAGAUUAUGAUAUCUGCCCUAAAAACAGAUUAAAACUUAACGGCCAAGAAUCUUUUUAUAAACAGGUUGCACUGAAAAACCCUUGUAAAAGUCCAGUUCCUUCCACAGCAAAGCACAAGUUAACUGUGUAACAGUAGCAAUUCUCAUUAGUGCCAGUACUUGUGAGCCAUUUCAUUAAAAUACCACGUCACAUUGCUUUUACAUCGGCUCUAAAUCCAUGGCAUUUAAUCCAAGGGUAAACUUUAAUUAUUUUAAUAGGACUAACCAUGGUGUACAAUAUGGUUUCUUGCCUAAAUAAUUUGUCUCUUGGUGUAGCUGUUUUUCCAUGUAAUUUGGAAAAAUCAAAUUGCUGGUAUUCUAUUGAUAGGAUAGCACAACAACAUUCAGGUUUAGAAUAUAAAGAUUGUUUUGCUUAUGUGCAAUUUUUGUUAGAUUAGUUACAGACUUACAUCAAUAAAAAUAACUUUUUGGACAUAAUGGCCAGUCUGUAAUGUAGCUAUCAAGAACAGUUAUUCAAGGUAUUAAUUACUUAAUUUCCAUAUAUCCAUAAGCUGAACUUCCCAUCCCAUCUGUGGAACUGACUUUCACAUCUGCACAUUUCCCAAAGCCUUUGUGCUAUGCCAGACAGGACAGGUGUAAGAGGAAACAACACUGGAGUUGCGUAGUUAGGGCAACCGCAUGCCCAAACUACAUGUCAUGCUACAGCUAAAUGGAAACAGAUGGCUGACCAACAGGAACAUGGUCAAAUCACAAUGUCAUUUUGGUUGCCUUGGCUGCUAAGGAAACUACAGUAGCAGAGGUUUUGUCAGUGUUUUUGUCAGUCAAUUGCAGGAAGCUUGUUUUCUUGUGUCAAACAGUGAUUACUAGUAUUACGAUAAUAGGACAUUUCAGUGUUUGAUUGGACAGAGAUUCCGUAUUAAAACAACUUUCAGUAUUUAAUGUGAAAGUGGAGUGAUUGACAGAGGCAGUUUUCAACUGCUUUUAAUAUUUAUAAUGGGUAUAAUGGAUCAAAUAUAGUCAAGGGAAUAGUAUAUUUUAAUUUUGCACUGCACUUUGAAAUUGUACUUUUAGAGAGGGGCCUAAUAAAAAUGAGACCAUGAACAAGAGAAAGUAAAACCAUUCUUGUAAAGCAGGGUUUCCAAGAGUCUGAUAUCAGGAUUUUAUUUUCAUUCCAGCUGAGCCCUUAAUAUCUUAACUGAAUAACUGUAUUUCUCGUGUGUGUGUUGUUAUGGAUAUCUGCAGGUGACCUUAAAUCUGUCCUAGUUUCAGAGCUGGACACAACUUUAAAGAGCGCAGUAGGGUUAAAGGUUUUACAACUGAGGAUGAAGUGAAAUACAGGAGUCACUAGGCAUGCAGGACCUGUUGUAAAGGCCUCCUAAAAAAAGCCAAACCCCGAGGGGCCCACCAAAAAAGACUAUUUGUCAGAAGUUGUUUUUAAGUCACAGUGACCUCCAAACCACCUCUUAAGGAGCUUGCCUGAUACCAGAAAUAUCAACGACCCUUCCGUAAUGAACAGAUUCCACUGCUGGAAAAUAACCUGAUCAAGAGGGAAUUAAGUGGUUCCAUUUUGUUCAUUGCAAAUUUGCUGACAUUGCAGCGCACUUCAGAAUUUGUUUUUAUCAGUACCUGCAUACUAGGGUAUUGCUGAAUCUAGCUCUGAUGUCUGACAAAUCAUAAAGCAGAAAUUAAUGCUUAUGCAGUAAAUGAGAACACAAAAUCAGGUGAAAUAGUUCGUUAUGCAAGCCCAUAACUUUGUCCUCUAUACACAAUUGUGCUUAGUUUGUACCAACAGAAAAGACUGUCUACUAUGAUCUGUGCUACUAGUCUCUUCAACUUAUAAGCUUUGCUAAUUGCUCUGCAAAUCAUUGGAAUGAAAUGCAAGUGACUGUUAAUAUUAAAAGUACAAACCAUAUAAAUAGAGCAUGAGAAGCUUUGAUGUUUAUUUCUGAGGCACACAAAUAUAUCAUAUGUAUAUAAUGCAGCAAAAACAUAAGCAUUGUGGAUUCUUAUUUGUUUUAAUAAAUUAUUAAUUUGUCAAGACUGGCGGCUCUGUUUAGUGUUAAUAUUUGGCAUAAGGCGUGUACCCUAAUGAGGAUUGGCAUAUAGAAGACUUGCCGUUAAGAUUGUGGAGAGAUCAACGCUCCCAAUGCUCCUCUUUAUUGAACUUCUUUUGAUCACAAAUGCGAUUUAUCUGUGCUUUUCAAAAAAUUUACAUGCAGUACCUGGACUUUAACACUCCUUUAGUGACUUUGUGCUACUCCUUUAAAGAAAAUUUCAAACUUAACAUGAAUAAAUAUUUUUUUUUUGUAAA
This is a messenger RNA of Lepisosteus oculatus (spotted gar), 4264 nucleotides long. RefSeq names its product 1-acylglycerol-3-phosphate O-acyltransferase 4 (lysophosphatidic acid acyltransferase, delta) (gene agpat4). Gene Ontology annotation, molecular function: 1-acylglycerol-3-phosphate O-acyltransferase activity. Gene Ontology annotation, cellular component: mitochondrial outer membrane; endomembrane system. NCBI's taxonomy places the organism in Eukaryota, Metazoa, Chordata, Actinopteri, Semionotiformes, Lepisosteidae. The record is from RefSeq and is a predicted model, not a curated record.